Messenger RNA from Micropterus salmoides (largemouth bass), 1277 nucleotides. RefSeq names its product radical S-adenosyl methionine domain containing 2 (gene rsad2). The coding region runs from base 128 to 1192 and encodes 354 amino acids. Gene Ontology annotation, biological process: defense response to virus; positive regulation of immune response. The record is from RefSeq and is a predicted model, not a curated record. NCBI's taxonomy places the organism in Eukaryota, Metazoa, Chordata, Actinopteri, Centrarchiformes, Centrarchidae. Gene Ontology annotation, cellular component: lipid droplet; mitochondrion; endoplasmic reticulum. The transcript is spliced from 6 exons. Gene Ontology annotation, molecular function: 4 iron, 4 sulfur cluster binding; catalytic activity.
GUUUUCGAUGUUUGUAAACAGAAACUCAGCUGCUCAGCUGAUCAGUUUCCUUACCACGUCUUAAAUUGCGCCCUGCAGCCCUGUAUAUAAGAUCUGUCAGAGAAGGUGAGAGUAGCUCGUUUUGAAGAUGCAGUUCUCCUCCGUGGUUGCGUCUCCGAAGCUGGUGCUGCAGCUCUGCAUCAGCACCCUGCAAUGCAUUAUGGCGAGCGUCUUUUCAAUAGUUUGUUUCUGGACAGCAGGAGGCUGCAAGGGGACAACCUCCCCUGUUUCACCUGUUGACUGCCAGCUGGAGCAAAGGAAAGUCCAAAAUGCCACGACUCCAACAAGUGUCAACUAUCAUUUCACACGCAAGUGUAAUUACAAAUGUGGAUUUUGUUUCCACACUGCAAAAACCUCCUUUGUCCUGCCUCUAGAGGAAGCCAAGAGGGGCCUCAAACUUCUGAAGGAAUCUGGCAUGGAAAAGAUCAACUUCUCGGGAGGAGAGCCCUUCUUGCACGAAAAAGGAGAAUUUCUGGGGAAAUUAGUUCAGUUCUGUAAACUGGACCUACAGCUCCCAAGUGUCAGCAUUGUCAGCAAUGGGAGCAUGAUCAAAGAAACAUGGUUCCAGAAAUAUGGUGACUAUCUGGAUAUCCUGGCCAUCUCCUGUGACAGUUUUGAUGAGGCAACCAACCAGCUGAUUGGAAGAGCUCAGGGCAGAAAGAGCCACGUCGACAACCUUCACAAGAUUCGCAACUGGUGCCUGCAGUACAAAGUGGCAUUCAAGAUCAACUCGGUCAUCAACACCUUCAACGUGGAAGAAGACAUGACUGAGGCCAUCACCCAGCUUAACCCAGUCCGCUGGAAGGUAUUCCAGUGUCUGUUGAUUGACGGGGAAAAUGCAGGAGAGAAGGCCCUGAGAGAGGCAGAGAGGUUCGUCAUCAGUGAUCAACAGUUUGAGGAGUUUCUGGAUAGACACAGCAGCGUCCCCUGCCUUGUUCCGGAGUCCAAUGAGAAGAUGAGGAAUUCCUACCUGAUCCUGGAUGAAUAUAUGCGUUUCCUGGACUGUCGAGAGGGAAGGAAGGACCCGUCCAAGUCUGUCCUCGAUGUUGGUGUGAAGGAAGCCAUUUGCUUCAGUGGAUUUGAUGAAAAGAUGUUUCUAAAGAGAGGAGGGAAAUAUGUGUGGAGCAAAGCCGACAUGAAACUGGAGUGGUGAAAAUCUGCAACCAUUUAAAUUUACCGUUGUUGAGUGAUUGCACAGAUGUAUAUGUAAAUGUACAACAUGAAUGUUUUUAUCUUUA